AUGUCCGCCUCGAGAUAUCGCAGUGUUUCGCUGAAGAACAGCUACAGCGAAGAACUGGAGUUGGCUUCGCUGCUCGUCCACAUCGAUAUUGUCAACGCAAAGGAGGAGGACGAUGAGAACCUGUACACGUCAAUCCAGCGGUUGCGGGACAGGACCAGUGAGCUGUCCUCUCAAGUGUCUCUGCUGGAGCGAUCGGGAUCUGCAGAAUUCCCGUAUCAGCAGAGCGUAGAGGAGCUGAGGGCCGUCCAGGACCAGCUCAGCGAACUGGUGGAGACUCGCAACCGCAGGCUGAUUGAGAAGAAAAGGAGAGAGAAAUUGAGGCAACAAAUAGCAGCAAAGCGCAGCUAA
Knipowitschia caucasica is the source of this 348-nucleotide messenger RNA. The record is from the annotation of a GenBank genome assembly. Lineage: Eukaryota; Metazoa; Chordata; Actinopteri; Gobiiformes; Gobiidae.